AUGGCUCAACCAGUGACCAAGAUCGCCGCUGGUGCUUUUACAGAAGACACAAUAACAGAAGCUGCUCUUCCUGGAUCCAACGCUGACCAUAUCCUGUACCUCAAGUUGAUUCAAGGAUACGCUAUACGUCUUGUCCACCUACUUCCGGGCUCGCAGAAUGAUCCUGUAAGGAUUCACUUAUCGAUACACGAACUUGAGUUUCAGCCUGAAUAUGAAGCUCUUUCGUAUGUUUGGGGCCCCACGAACAGCGAUGAGUACUGGACGUCGAUUGAGUGCAAUGGGCGGCAGUUGUGGGUCACGAAGAGUUUACAAUCAGUGUUCACGCGAGUUCGACAUAGCGAUCGUCCCCGUAUCGUGUGGGCAGAUGCGAUAUGUAUUAAUCAGCAGGACGACGAUGAAAAAUCACACCAUGUAGCCUUCAUGAACAGAAUCUACAGUCACGCUUCAGACGUAUUGGUGUGCAUGACUGGCGGCUCAGAAGAGGUAGCCGGUCACACAAUAGCGCUACUCCAUGAUCACACACUCAGAAGGGCCGGCUUCGCCAGUGUCAACGACAUGCCGAUUCUGAACGACGACGAUCCUGUCUUGUCCGAUCCUCGUUGGCCUGCUUUCGGCAAGCUCAUGCAGAAUGAAUGGUUCAAACGUGCAUGGGUGUGCCAAGAGACAGGCGUCGCAAAACAUGCCACAAUUCACUGGGCUGAUGCAGCAAUGGACUACCGUCACACAAUGCAUCUUGCUAGAUGGGUCGUGCGGUGUGCGCCGCAGCUUCAGAGCAGUGCAGGUAUCUCGCUGCUAACUAUACACUCAGAUUGGUCGAACUGGAGAGAUAACGAGUGGCGGCACGAUCAGUCAGUACCAGACUACAGUAUAGUCGACUUCCUCAGCCAUGCCAAGGGUUUGGGGUGCAGCAAUGCACACGACCACAUCUAUGCUUUCUUAGGUCAUCCACUGCUACAGACAAACACUGAUGCCGGCAUCUCAGUGCCAAUUAUCAAGCCAGAUUACAAAAAGUCUAUGCUGGAAAUCUACCACGAGUUCACAGUAGCGGUCUUUCCUACAGCAGGCGUCAAGCUCUUCUCGGCAAUUGAACAUGAUGAAGAGAGCCUCAACGCCGACAUACCUUCGUGGGUAGUUAGAUGGGAUAUGGAUAUUAUCCAGAAUUCACUAGGCUACUAUCCCGACUUCUAUUUCAGAACAUCAGGUCCCGAGGCUAAGACAUUUACAGGUCUCUAUGCGCCAGUGAUUGAGGGUAGUGUAUGCAUCGUUCGAGGAAUACACGUUGAUAGCAUUAUUAUCAGACACAAAUUCUCUGCUGACGGAGCUAUGUACGAUGUCGACAAUGUCAAGGAGGCGCUCAAGCCUGACAACGUCGUCAACGAGACUCUCGACGCUGUGUUGGAUAUUCCUGCCAAUACUGACACUCCCAGCCGAUACGAGGCUCCUGAACGAACUGACGCAAUCAGUCUAACUCUACGCACUGGCCUCGCGGACUAUUUACGAGCAGAGAACGACCUUUCAAAACACAGAGCCAGCUUCGAAGCCUUUCGCAGUGUUCGUGACCAGACCUUGGGCCGAGAAGCUGGUAGCCACGAUUCAGAACGCGAGGACAACCAAAUGACUAUCAGGAAGGCCAAUUCCUAUUGGUAUGACCUCAGUCUUGGCUGUAAAGGACGUUGCUUUUUCGUCACAAGGACUGGUUACUACGGACUCGGUCCUUGGGUGUUGCAACCUGGAGACGAAUGCUGGCUUUUCGAAGGUGCACGUGUCCUGUAUGUCCUUCGCAAGGUGCAAGGAGAGGGUGCGUAUCGGAUUCUGGGAGAGGCUUAUGUGCAUGGAUCCAUGGAAGGUGAAAUUGUCAAGGAGCGAGGAAAGGAUCUUGUAUGGGAGAGUGUUGUGUUGAAGUGA
This is a messenger RNA of Lithohypha guttulata, 1905 nucleotides long. RefSeq lists its product as uncharacterized. The coding region runs from base 1 to 1905 and encodes 634 amino acids. The transcript has 2 exons. The record is from RefSeq and is a predicted model, not a curated record. Lineage: Eukaryota; Fungi; Ascomycota; Eurotiomycetes; Chaetothyriales; Trichomeriaceae.